AUGUACCACAAAGCUAUAAUUUCUAAUUACAACGACAAUUUAGAUGGCGACCCUAGCGUAAAUGAUCAACCACCGCCCCACACUAUCACUGCAUCAUUCUGCGACAAGGCGCCAACAUUUUCAAAUGUUACAGCGCGGAAAUAUUUAGACGGUAAUCUUGUUAUCACGGAUGGAAGCCCGGAGCUAUCGAUAAGUCAUGAUGCAAGAAAGUUUAAAGAUUUAAACGACAAUAGCCAUGGAGCUGGAGAAUUAUCUCCUCAAAUCUGUUCGAAACAUGAGAAGGCAAGUUUCGACCCAGGAAGCAAAGCUAAUCUGUCCCCUUGUAGGGUACGAACGGAAAAUAGUAUCGUACCUGAUCAGGCUGGAGAUUUUACUGGUCACACAAAAAUCUUUGAAAUCAUAUCAAAAAAAACGAGUGUGGAUACAGCAUGUGGAAGAGUAAAAACAAAAAUACAGAAUGAAAGACUUUCUUCAAUGUCAUCUAAUGGCUUCAGCGCAUCGAAUCCUACUAAUUUGAUCAGCCAACCUAAAAUUCCUGACGUAAAUCAAUCUUUGCAUUAUUCAGCGAAUUUCACAAAUACAAAAGCAAAAAAUGAGAUACUUGGUGCUUGUGCAAAAGUAAGGCCACAAAAUCAACUCCAACUCAACCAUAGAUCUGGCAAGAUAUUUUUAUCUCCAUCCAAUAUAUCACUGGCUGGAAAGCAGGGAAUACAGAAAUCUAGUAUACUCAGCUCGAAUAUUAUUAAGAUAAAGUAUCCUGUGCCGCUAAGUCUCAAGAUAAAUCAGAUCCUUAAUUCUAUAGAGACAAAUGAUCAGCUUCAAUGUGAAAGUAAUAAAUGUGCAAAAGGCAAAUCAGAUACAGCAAGCCGACCUUUGCACCCUUUCUUCCAAGUAAAUUUGACGCGAAGGGCUGGACCUACAACGGAAUCGAUUACAACUACAAAUUAUCCAAAUAAUAUUGAUCGCAGUGGGAAAUCAACUAAAAAGCUCUAUUUUCAAUCUCUAAAUGCCAAUGUCCCAUCCCAUGAAAAAUCUGCUUUCUAUUCGAAAUCCGAAGGGAUUCUUCAAAAUAAGAAACAGCGUAAGGUUUUGGGAGGACUUCAACCACCUUGGCCUUGGAAGGGAAUGGUUCACACAAGAGCCUACGAAAAAACUGAUAUGGUAAAAGAAAAAAGACAAAAGGAAUUAUUGCCGAAUCUUAGACAAGGUAAAAAACGUAAAGAAAAUGCCAUAUACGUCUCAGAAGCUGAAGAUUUUACAACUUCUAUUCUGGAAGGUCUUAAUGUCAGAAGUUUAGUUCGAUCAAUGCAGAAUUCGAAUCCAGAUCAUUUUCCGCCAAAUCCUACUUGCUUACGGCUACCUACCAAACUUUAUGAAUCCAGAUUAGAGAUCCAGUCUCGAUUACGUACACGACUACAGUCACAGAUACCAAACCCUACGAUAGAACCUGAGAGUUCAAGUGAAGAUGAAAUUCGGAAUUUUGAAAAUAACGCUCGCAGGAUAGUUCAUCCCGCAAUAUUAAAAGCUUAUACCUCGAUAGCUACUAAUAUUUCAGCUAUUAAGGAAGGGAACUGCGAUUCUCAGUCGUGGACUCAAAAGUAUGCGCCAAAUAAAGCCAAGGAAGUCCUUCAAAUCGGCAACGAAACACUUAUUCUCAAGGAGUGGCUGUCAAUGCUGAUUGUUAAUUCAGUUGAAGCAAAAACGAUAGAAACCAGCCUUCAAUUGGACUCCCGGUCAGAAAUAUCGGGCAAAAGAAAAAGACGAAUCCCAAGGUCAGACAGUUUUGUAGUCAUGUCUGAUGGCGAUGAGAACGAUUCUUUUGAUGAACAGACAGAUCUCGAGGAAGUCUCAUCGAACCGGAUGUACAAAAGUCACAGGCGAACAAUUAUCAAAAACAGAAAUUUUUCUACCAAAAACAAACGUGGCUGCAAAACACACCAUAGCAUUCUUGUUAGUGGCCCUAAUGGUUGUGGAAAGAGCGCUGCCAUAUACGCUGCUGCAAAGGAAUUAAAUUUUGAUGUUUUUGAAAUUAACUCAAGUAGCAGACGUAGUGGUAAAGAUAUUAUGGAAAAAAUAGGCGAUAUGACUCGGAAUCAUCAUGUCCAACGUUUAUCAGGGACAAAACUUUACACGAAAUUGAACGUUUCAUUCACUCGUAGUAUAAAAACUUCCAAAUCAAUCACGGACUCAAUGAAGAACACAAACAUUGAGCAUGAGAAGGAAAUAAUCCCAGAAAAAGCAAAAAUUCCUUCAAAACAAUCAAGCAGUUGCGUCACUCAUGGGCAUGAGGAAAAAUUAUGCGCAGGUCUUGCAUCCGAUUUAAAAAAAUGUCAAAAACAAUCGCUUAUACUAAUAGAAGAGGCUGACAUAAUCUUCAAGGAGGACGGCCAGUUUUGGGCUACGAUUGAAAAUCUUGUCUCUAUCUCAAAGCGGCCUGUAAUACUCACUUGCAACGAUGAAACUGCAGUACCUUUAUCACAUAAGCACUUACACGCAAUCCUACGCUUCGAGCCCCCGCCCAUAGAUCUCGCCGUUGACUAUAUGCUCGUUAUUGCCGCAAAUGAGGGUCACAUCUUAAAGCGUGAGGCUGUAAAAUCACUAUAUGAGGAGCGUGGGUUAGACUUGCGGGCUUCAUUAUCUGAACUUGAUUUUUGGUGUCAGGUUGCCGUCGGUGAUGUAAACAAAGGCCUCAGUUGCUACUCUGUACGACAGUAUAAAGAUGGAGAAGGUUCUAUAAAUAGAGCCUUUAGUGAAGGCACCUAUGAAACAGGAAUGGGCUGGAUAUCACAAGAUAUUCUCGAAAGCAGCUUGAGUCAUCUCGAUGUUGAAGAAGAAAUACUCCAUGAAGCAAGUGAUUUCUGGAACCUUGAUGUUGGUGAUUGGGAAGAGUCUAUCGGUUUAGAAAAGUGGGCAGACCAUAUACGAUCUCUCUGUCACAACCGAAGACGCCAGCUAGAUGCACUAAGCAUGUUUGAGAACUACACAGAAUCAAUGAGUGAUUCUGACCUACUCUGUAAAAACUUGUUUGGAUCCGAGAAUCAACUUUCACUAGACCCAUCCAUACCAAAAUUGGGUGAUAAAAUUCGAGACGAGUAUCCACUAUCCUACAAGCUCAUUAUAGCUUCUACCUCCGUGACGCCUGAUUACACUGGGCAAUCUAUAUCACUGUUUCUUCGUUCGCGAGCCCGAAAUUACCUUCAAGUCACCCAACAUCUUGAGCAUCAGUUUGAAAUACGCCCUGAGCUUUCAUCUCCCACUGAGAGUCAAUUAAUCAAUAUUAUCAGAAAGAACUCUAUAUCUCCCAGCCUUAGUAUUCCUCUAAAAGCUUUUAGACGGGCAUUUGAUCCCAUUUCAUACCCAAUGACACAGUCCUUGUGGAUGGGCGGCAAUUAUUUCGAGGCAUCCCAAUUUAACCGCACCCAACGUAUUCUGAGUGAGGAUCUUGCCCCGUACGUUCGGGGUAUUGUGGCUAUCGAUAUGCAACGGCAGCAAGACCGCGAACAAAAAAGCAACCUUCUGAGUGUUGGUGGUAGUAUGUCUGGGAAGAAACGGCGAACAACGCGAGCUGCUAUUAGCGCGCUCGAGGGUGGUGCGCGCACUGAAACGCGGCGUCCGCGUUACUUCGGGCAAGCCUUGAAUCCUCAGCUCGUCUUCCAAACGGGCCUGCCGAGCUGGAUUGCAGCGGCCGCGCGGCGCCAAGUGGCAGCGACAUAG
Molecule: messenger RNA, 3714 nt
Organism: Blumeria graminis f. sp. triticale
Lineage: Eukaryota; Fungi; Ascomycota; Leotiomycetes; Helotiales; Erysiphaceae
Source: the annotation of a GenBank genome assembly